This is a messenger RNA of Prorocentrum cordatum, 791 nucleotides long. The record is from the annotation of a GenBank genome assembly. Lineage: Eukaryota; Dinophyceae; Prorocentrales; Prorocentraceae.
CCACCCUUCUCAUUAUACAAUCGCGCUCUCUGUUACAGCAGAAGCGCUACUUGGGAGAACUGUCGGGUCGAGGCUCGACUCAACUCGGGGCUCGACAGGAUUGAAACUUGACGGAUCAACAGAGCAUGCUCCGCAUGAUGGCGGCGCUUUGCGAAAAUACUGGGAAUAUCGACUGGUAAUGACGACGGGGGCGAGCAUGACAAGGGUGACGAGCACGAACGGAACCACGAUCAACGAGAAGACGAGGCGGACCGAGGCUACAGAACCGUGUCCCAGGCCGCAUGGUGCGUGCCCCGCCUCGGGCCGGCAGGCCAAGGGCAAAUUGACGGGAGGACGGCAGGGCAGGCGCACGGCCCCGGCCUUCCACACCGAGCCGCACGCAGGCUGCGCACGCUGCGCGCGCCUCAUGCCCGCAGCGCUCUGCGCGGCGGCGCCCGAGCGGCGCCAGGAGCGCGCCGACGCGCAUUCGAGCCCAGCGUCGCUGACACCGCAGGCUUGGCCAGCAGCACCACGUCGCGUGCACUGGCCACCCGUGCCCGCGGGGGCGACGGCCCCGCGGCUGGCCGACCAGCAUCCUCAGCCCACGCCUCCACCAUCGCGGGGGGCACCGUUCGAACUCCGGCUGGGCCAGGUCGGGCUCGGGUGCAGUCGGCUCGGCCUGGCUGCUCAGGGCUUUCGCCAAAGCGCGUACAUCGUCCAGACUGCCUGAUGUCAAGUCCUUUCCUGCCGCAAACUAAUGUUCGGCGACGGUGCCGCCGAAAAAUGCCCUGCAUGUGAAAUACUGAAAUCGG